CCCCCAUACUGACCCAUAGAACCCCAUAGACCCCUAUAAAGCCCCAUAGACCCCCCACGGUUCCCUAUAAUUCCCCACACACCUCCAUCUUUCCCGCGCCGCGAAGUCACGUGCCUCAGUGUCCCCGCCCCCUUUCCGGCGCUGCUGACCAAUAGGAGCGCUCAAAGCCACCGCGCCUGCGCGCUGAGCUCCGCCCACACCGGAAGUGAGCGACGUGUGGGGCCGGAGCCGGCGGCGGGAAACGGGAGCGCGGGGUGAGACCGAGCGUGACGUCAUCACUAAGCGACGGGGCUUCGGUUGCGGUAUGACGUCAUCACUGUCUGGCGCACCGGAAAUGGCGUUGCAGAGUGCGGGAUGACGUCACAGGCGAUGUUCCAGAGCCCCGACGUGACGUCAUAGACCGCGAGUCGUGACGUCACAGCGAUGGCGGACGAAAUGGGCGGGGCCGAGGAGCGGCGUCACUUCCGGGGGGCGCGGUUCAUCAUGGAGGCCGGGCUGCGGCUGGGGCUGGGCUCGUCGGCGCUGGGCGUGGCCCUGGGCGCCUUCCUGCGAUUCGCCCGGCAACAGCGCAGCAGCCAAUACGAUCCCGCCAUCGUGGCCGCCGCCGCGCUCCUAUUGGCUGGGAAGGCGCAGGGGGCGGGGCCAAGAGCACGGGACGUCAUCAACGUCACACACAGAUGCCUGCAACCCCGGUGU
Messenger RNA from Coturnix japonica (Japanese quail), 696 nucleotides. Lineage: Eukaryota; Metazoa; Chordata; Aves; Galliformes; Phasianidae. The record is from RefSeq and is a predicted model, not a curated record.